Messenger RNA from Trypanosoma brucei brucei TREU927, 2289 nucleotides. RefSeq lists its product as hypothetical. The record is from RefSeq and is a predicted model, not a curated record. The transcript has a single exon. The coding region runs from base 1 to 2289 and encodes 762 amino acids. NCBI's taxonomy places the organism in Eukaryota, Euglenozoa, Kinetoplastea, Trypanosomatida, Trypanosomatidae.
AUGCUUGUCGGGGUGCUUGUUUUGUACAUCCUGUGCGCACCGCUCGCUGCUGUCGGAAGCAUUGCAAAGUACAGUAAGACUGUCGUGACCAAAAGGCGGCUGAGAGGCGACGAUGACACGUGGACGCGAUAUAAACCCACACCACCAGGGGCGCAACGUCUAUUUGAUAGUUUAGAUGAAAAUACGCCCCUUCCCAAACUUCCCAUUAAAACUCCGUUCUUCAGUUACGACAGUGUCGAAUGGUACGUUUCUCCUUAUGGGUUCCUCACCCUCACGGCGGUUCCCAUGUGCAACUCGUUCUGCAGGGAGGGUUUGGAUUCACCACUCACUGGCAGCUAUCGGUUUGCCCGAAGGAAUAUUUCUGAGGGCGGUGACUGGCCGUUAAUUGGGCUAUUUGUUGCUGACCUUGAUGUAACGAAUUUGGCAGGGGAUGCAGGCGUAUACUAUUACACACUGGAUGGUGAAGAAAACCCCACGAAGGUGAUCGUGGAAUAUAGAGACAUCCCCGUCCUGAAUUGCCAUGCUGACGGCAACGAACUACUGACCGCACAGGUUGAAAUUUCAACCGAUGGAGUUAUUGUAGCACGCUAUGAAAAGGUUCCAAGAUGCCGAGGCUCCGUGGGCAUCGUGUUGUCGAAGAGCCAGCGAGAUAUCGUACAGUUUAGGCAACGCGAAAUGGGUCUCGUCGCGGUACAGUAUACUCCCGUUCCUGAUACCUGUGGAGAGCGGAACGAAGGAUCAUGUUCUGAGACGUGUACGUGGUGUGCAGCAACAAGUAGCUGCAUGUCGGCGCCACUUGCAGGUGAAAUAUGCCCGAGAGUGUCUUCGAAUAGUUCGUUAAAUCAUAACCACUAUUACACCGUUACCGCAAAGACGGAAUCAGGGAGCACCCAAGGAGGCCAGUCAGGGGGUGAGCCACUGGAUACCACCGGUAGCAGUGUGAAAGUUCCCCUUCGUUUUGAGUUUCCUUUCUUCACAAAGGGUGUGGGGAAGCACAAAAUAAAUAGUGUGUAUAUACUCUCAUCUGGAGUUGUUUCGCUACUCUCCAACAAGCAAGACUGUGGUCCACUGAAGAAUGUGUGCAGCAACGGAAAUUACAGCUAUGCCAUCAUGCCAUUUGUUACGUCUCAAACAUGGGGCAAUUCAAACGCGGUGGUUUUGAGAAGAGAAAGCGAAUCCAUUACCAUUUUCAUAACGACUAGAUCCUUCGGUGAGCUAUACCACACGUACACGUAUUGGUUGCGCCUUGAAAAGAGCGGUGCUAUCACGUUUCACUAUCUGGCGUCUACUGUAGCAGGGUCGAGAGAAGCUUUGAGUGGGUUUUUCGCGUUCCCCCCACCGAUGAUUGGAGUCGCUCGUUACGGUAUGGGCGAUAAUGCAAGCAUGAUCGUUCCUUCCGCAGUGGCACGUCCAGGCACCACUGUGCGCUUCGAACCCCGGAAUGAGCACGACGACUGUGGAAUCAACGGGAGGUAUGAAAAUGGAGGGUGUGUGUGUUCAGAAGGAUUCCAAGGUAACUUCUGCGAUGAUUGCACUUCAGGUCAUUAUGGACCCAGGUGUACCAAAUGCCCCAACUGCCAGAAUGGGGGUGUAUGCGACAGUGGCCGAGGUGGAUCGGGCCGUUGCAAGUGCGCAUCCUCUUUUGGUGGGAAAAACUGCGAAAAGAAUUGCGGGAACAAGGGUUGCGUGAACUGCAAUUCUGUGGGGGGCUACUGUGACUGCGGCGUCUGCCGCUGCCAUGAGGAUAGUGGAUGGAGUGGUCCGGACUGUACCACCUUUGAAGAUCCGUGCCUGAAAUUCUCCCUUCAGGGUUGCGAUGCCUGCAUGAGUCAAGAAGAACACGGCUGUGCGUUUUGUGCUGAUGGCGCGUGCUAUUCUACGAAAUUGGAGGGAACCUCGCUUAGCCAUGCGUGUUCUUACAAGGCUGAGACCCGUGAUGCUCCAAUCUGUCAAAAAGUCCUGCAGAUUGCGCAGUCCGGCACUGACUUUGGCUAUAUAAUAUUUUUCGUCUUAUGCUUGAGCGCUAUUUCACUCGCUGUCAUCAUAUCCCUUCUAUCGCGCUACCUGAUGUAUGCGCGGAGAGUGGUUAAUGUCCACGUUGCCGCAGCUGCGGGAGGCGCUCCCGACUACGUUCCUGUUCGACGGGAGCGAGAAGUUGUGCAGGCUGGUUUUGUACCAGUGAACUUACCCAAGGGUAAAAAGUACGUUUUGGGUGUCCCACUGAAGCAGAUAUCGCUUCACAAACUGUAUAAGGAACAGCAGAAUGAAGGGUUCCCUAACAAGGAAUGA